CAUCAAAAUUUAUUCUAUUUAUUUCAUUUCAUUUCCACAUCUUUUUUUCACUUAUUCAACUUCCAUUUCCAAAUUCUUCAAACAUAUUCUGUAACAAAAAACAAAAACGUGAAUAUUUUCUGAAGAAGAAAAUAAUGAAUAAUGAAGAGUUAGUUAUUCAAGAUGAGUAUGUGUACAAAGAAGAGACACGCCUCACAGUUCUGAAAACGUCUCGGUUCUUCAUCGGUGAUGGCUUUGUCGUGUAUGAUUGUAAGGGACAACUCGUUUUCCGAUCCGACUCAUAUGGACCUCACACUCGUGAUAAGGAAGAACUUGUUCUCAUGAAUCCUCAUGGUCGUUCUCUUCUCACUUUGCGCCGAAAGAAAUUAAGUUUACAUCGCCGAUGGGAAGGUUUUAAAGAUGACAGAAAGAAGGGUGAUAAACCGAUUUUCAAUGUAAGGAGACGGUCAAUAAUCGGACGGUCACGAUCAAAUGUAAUAGUGGAGAUACAUGAUAACCCAAAUAUGUUGUACCUCAUUGAAGGGUGUUUCUCGCAACGAUCUUGUAAGAUUUUCAACACUAAAAAGAAGUUAGUGGUUGAGAUUCGUCGUAAGGUGGACCCCACCACUAAUGUUAUGCUUGGAAAAGAAGUGUUUGUGCUUUGUGUUCAACCUGAUUAUGAUGUUUCUUUUAUUAUGGGAUUGAUUUUGGUACUUGAUCAGAUCAAUGGUAAGAGUGUCUUUGAUAAUGAAACCAUUGAGACUUCGGUCCACCCUAUUAUAGAAGAGUAAGGAUUUGUUUAUUCUUUUGUUCUAUUUUUGAAGAAAAAAAAUAGCUCGUGUAAAUUUGUUCACGUAGUUAAAUUUUCAAAGGGAUAUUCUUUAAACCCUAAGAGUUUCGACUCUAUCAAGGAUACGAAGUUACAUGAUUUAAAGUCUCAUGAUUGUCAUGUUUUAAUGGAGAAUUUUAUUGUAUACAUUUUAUUUUGUCCAAAAAGACAUUGUAGAAUUGAAGAAGGUUGUCACUUUGUGUAAACUUCAUAAUUAUUGUCCACACUUGACAUAGAGAUUCAUAUCAAACCGUCCACCUUAUCAUGAAAACAUAUAUAAUAUUGUGCAUUAAAAUUAUAUGUAAAGAAUGCCAUAGAGUUGAAGUAAUUAUUGAGUUAUGUACUUUAUAUCUAUCGAAUGUUGGAUCUAUAUGGUUUCAGA
This is a messenger RNA of Lathyrus oleraceus (garden pea), 1190 nucleotides long. RefSeq names its product protein LURP-one-related 12. Bases 135 to 770 code for a protein of 211 amino acids. The record is from RefSeq and is a predicted model, not a curated record. The transcript has 2 exons. NCBI's taxonomy places the organism in Eukaryota, Viridiplantae, Streptophyta, Magnoliopsida, Fabales, Fabaceae.